Messenger RNA from Pneumocystis jirovecii RU7, 3183 nucleotides. RefSeq lists its product as uncharacterized. The record is from RefSeq and is a predicted model, not a curated record. Gene Ontology annotation, cellular component: exocyst. NCBI's taxonomy places the organism in Eukaryota, Fungi, Ascomycota, Pneumocystomycetes, Pneumocystales, Pneumocystaceae. Bases 1 to 3183 code for a protein of 1060 amino acids. Gene Ontology annotation, biological process: exocytosis; Golgi to plasma membrane transport. The transcript has 18 exons.
AUGAAUUUUUAUAAAGAUUAUGUAAGUAUUUUCGAAAAUGCAUUGUCAGAUGUUCAGGAAAAAACGGAAGAUUGGAAAGCAGGGAAUUCGAAAAAAGUUCAAAGAAAGAAGACAGACGUCAAAAAUGUAGGGAAAUCAAAGACAUACGAGGAUGCAAUAGAUAAAUAUGAAAGUGUUUUACAGCAAAUUAAAAAAAACUGGAAUUACAUGACAAAAGAUGAGUGUAAUCCACUCGUAGUAGCACUUGAACUUUUAGACAAAAGUUCACUUGGAAAAGAUUACAAUGCGUUUAAAGCAACGUAUCAAGAUUUACAAAAAUCACUUAAAUUAAUAGUAAAUGAGAAUUAUGAAGAAUUUAGUCGCUCAAUUGCUACAUUUGGAAUUAUUAUGGAAAAUAUAACUGAAUCUCAAGAAAAAGCGCAAGAAAUAGAAAAAACAAUUUUAGAAUCUCAGAAAAGACUUAUAUAUAAAAAGAGUGAUUUAAGGUCAAUACAUCAACGUAGUUUGCACCUUAAAGAAAUAUUAAGAAUUUUAAAAGCUAUCGAUGAUUUACGAAAGAUCCCAGAAAUUUUAGAAAGGCAUAUUUCAGAAAAAAAAUUUUUAACUGCAAUUAUUCUUCUCAAAGAAGCUCAGGAGAUUACAGAAAGAUAUGAAAUGUCUAAAAUCAAUGCCUUAAUAGACAUUAAACGGUACAUCAGUGGCCAUAAAAAUUCAUUAAUGCAUAUUAUUCUUGAAGAGCUUCAUAAUCAUUUAUAUUUAAAAUCUCCAUACUGUGAUACAUACUGGGCUCCUUAUACCUUAGGACAGAAAGAGUUGCCUAUUCCUGCUGUUUUAAAGAAAAAUGAAGCAUUUCAAUCAAAAAUGGAACCAGGAACUAUUAACCAUAUUGAUACUACAACUUCAAAUCAUACAAAUUCUACUUAUUCGUAUCAACUAAAUAACAACAAUUCAUUACCAGAAUCCAAAAAGAAUAAUAUCUAUAAUCCUGAAGUUGAUUCUUAUGAAUAUAUGAAAAUGCUUACUAGAGCAUUGUAUUUGCUAAAUGUAUUGCCUAAUUCAUUAGACAUUAUUAUUCAAAGAUUGCCUGUAGAAAUUUACCAAUUAAUUGAUAAAACAAUAAAUGAGGUUGAGCAAAGAAAUUUUAAUUUAUUCCAAGACAGAUUUUCCAAAAAAAAACCAUUAAACAUUCUUGAUAUUGAAUUUUUAGAAGAUAAUAUGAGAUCAGAAAUUUUAAAAGAUUUCCUUUGGACAUUAUAUUCUAAAUUAGCUGCAGUACUUCAGGGAUAUCAUGUUAUUUAUACAUAUAUUUUGGAUUUAAAUGAUGAAGAUUCUCAAAAAACUAGUGAGAAAAUGUCUAAAUCAAUAUCGUUUAAUCUUUUAGAAAUAUGGAAACCAAUUCAAUUAGAGAUUCAAUCACUACUUCACGAUUAUAUUAUAGAUGAAUCUAACCAAACAGUAUCUAUGUAUUCUAAUUUUGUUUCUUUUAAUAAUAUGUUUAAUGAAAAAAAAGAUAUAAAAAAAAUAAAAAUGUUUAACAUAUAUAAUAUUAAUGAAAACUCUAAGGAUCUUAACACCGCUCUUAGUGACUUAAAAAAUAUUUUAAAUUCAUCCGUUGUAUACCUUAUGUUACGAGAAGAAAAUGUUAAAAACAAAACGCAUUUAAUUUUACAUAACUUAAAAGAAGAAGCAUCAUUUACAGGUCACCGAUUGCUAAUUAAACCUUCUGUAUUUAAUAUUGAAACUUUAUUUAAACCCACUUGGGCAUUUUUUCAAAAGUGUAAAGAUACACUGUUUCAUGAGUCUUCUUUAAGUUCAGCUCUUACAUCGUUUUUAAAUGACUUUUUAUUAAAUUCUUUUCUUCCUCAACUAAAAGAUAUUAUCCAAGAAAUUGCUGCUCAAAGCAUAUUAAAUUUCGAUGUACUUCAAAUUGAUGAAAAUUGGUCUACUUAUUCAACACGUCCUUUGUUAAAAAAUACAGUAUCUUUAUUAAUAUUAAUUACAAAUUUAUUUAAAAUGCUUAAUUCUAUUAGUUAUAAUAAUGAAGAUUAUAGUGACAUUUUAUUUGAUAUUUUGAAAAAAUAUCUUAGUAAAUCUAAAUUGAAAUAUAAAGAAUUAAUUUCUCAAACCAAUCAUAUUGGUAGUAGUAAUAAAAACAAAACUAUUAUAAAAAAUAUAAAAAAAAUAAGUCAAGUUUGGUCAGACGAUGAAGAGUUAAAAAAAUUACUAAAAUCAUUUUUAAAUGGAUCUAUUUCAUUAGAUGAAUUCUCUAUUAUGGAAACCGAGAAAGAAUUUCUGUUAAAAAACAAAACACCAUUAAAAUAUAACGAUAUUCAAUGGGAUAAACAAGUUCUCGAAUCUCUUGGAGUAUUUUAUCAUACUUUGAAAUGGUUUAUAGAUAUGAUAGUUUCUCUGAAAAGAUCUAAAAUCGAAUUUAAUGAUCGAUUUUUGCAGAACUCUGCUUUUAAACAAGCAAAUAAAACCUUAUCUUUUUUACAUGAUAAUAAAGCAGACACUUUAAUUCUUAAUAUGAAACCAGAGUCUAAUAAAAAAUUAGAUGCGAUAUUAGCUGAUUUUAAAGAACUUUCAGAAUCAAUUCUUCUUAACAUUAGAAUUGAAAUAAGAUGUCAUAUUAUUUACUAUAUAGAAAAAAUUGUUCGUGAUGGUAAUUAUUAUUUGGACCAAUAUAUAUCUAAACCAGAUUUAUAUCUUUUUGAGCUAAAUACAGAUCUUUUAGAAUAUAAUGAACAAUUAAAUUCCUGUCUACAAUAUGAAGAAUAUUCAUUUGUUAUUUAUGGAUUACCGUAUAUGAUAGAUAAUUUGUUGGUUCUUAGUGCUGAAAAUAUUACACAAAUGAAUGUUCUUGGUUCAAAAAAAAUGCUGCUAAACAUAAUGAUUCUAGAACAAAACCUUAAAAAUAUCAUUAGAGAUGUUGAGAGUAUUAAAUUCGAAAAAUCAAAUUAUUUCUACGAAAUAUUUAAACUAGGUCCUAAGAAUCUUCUCAAAAAAAUUAAAGAGUCUAAAAACGUCUUUAGUUAUGAUGAAAUAAAAACUCUUCUUCAGUUACAAUAUUCUGAAGAUUUAACCAAAGCAGAUGAAGUCAAUAGACCAGAUAUUAUUAUGGCCUUAAAGCAUUCUUUAAAUGAGAAUUUAAUAGAAUUGAAUGAAUAUUUAUGGCAAAAAUAA